Molecule: messenger RNA, 1488 nt
Organism: Saccharomycopsis crataegensis
Lineage: Eukaryota; Fungi; Ascomycota; Saccharomycetes; Ascoideales; Saccharomycopsidaceae
Product: glycosyltransferase family 15 protein
Exons: 1
Coding region: 1-1488 (495 amino acids)
Biological process (GO): protein O-linked glycosylation; protein N-linked glycosylation; cell wall mannoprotein biosynthetic process
Cellular component (GO): membrane; Golgi apparatus
Molecular function (GO): alpha-1,2-mannosyltransferase activity
Source: RefSeq, a predicted model, not a curated record
AUGGAGUACGUGAAUAGAGACAAGAUCCAGGAUAUCACAAACAAAGUGCUUCAUGUACUUGUGGGUAUUCAGCUUUUGUUUGUGUCGAUGAUUCGUCGAAAGACCGCGAAGCUUUUGAUGGGGGUAUUUGUGAUCAGUUUCUUACUUAUCAACUUACCUCAGAAAAAUUAUGAGCAGAUCGUCGGUAAAGAAAACGUACAUUAUAUCAAGGACUAUUACAAUACCUGGAACAUCAGACCAAAUGAUGAAUUCAAUGCCCCAACUUUACCAUAUGACGUUGAUUUGUCCAAGGAAAAAACCGUGAAUCCAAAAUACAAGGAACAAUCACUUUUCAACAGUGAUCACUCUGUCAAUAUGAAAUAUUUCAAAACUUUUAAAUAUCAUGAAGAUGAUAUCACUCCAAAGGCUAUUUUGGAACGUAACGACGCCCUUUAUGAAAAAGUGAUGUCUCACAAGAUCAACGAACCAAGAGUGGAUAACUUGCAACGUCCUGACGUGAAUUACAGAAGAGCUAAUGCCACAUUAAUGUCACUUGUGAGAAACAGUGAAAUUGAUGGGUUGGUGGACUCUAUGAGACAAGUUGAAGCGCAUUUUAACAAGAAGUUCCGUUACCCGUGGACCCUUAUGAACAAUCGUCCUUUUGAAGAAGAGUUCAAACGUCGUGUGCUCGCGGAAACUGAUGCCCAAGUUAACUUUGUGGUGAUUCCUCCAGAACUUUGGGAUAUUCCUCCGCUGAUUGAUAUUGAGAAAAUGAAUGCUGGGAUGAAGAAAUUGGCAGAUCAAGAUUUGCCAUACGCCACGCUCGCCUCGUACCGUAACAUGUGUCGUUUCAACUCGGGUACUUUUUACAACGUCCCAGAAAUGCAACAGUACAGAUGGUAUUGGCGUGUUGAGCCAUCGGUCAACUAUUUCUGUGAUAUUGAUUACGAUGUUUUCAAAUUCAUGGAGGAUAAUGGCAAGACUUAUGGGUUUGUCGCCACUUUGUACGAAAUUGCCGAAACCAUCCCAACCUUGUGGUCUACCAGUCUUGAGUUUGUCAAAGAAAACCCACAAUACCUUAAUCCUAACGGGGCCUUUGAUUGGUUACUCAAUGACAACCAGUUGCCUGACAAGGCCAAGUUGGCAAAAGGUUACUCCACCUGUCAUUUCUGGUCGAAUUUUGAAAUCGGUGACAUGGAUUUCUACCGUGGUGAAGCGUAUUCCAAAUGGUUUGACCAUUUAGAGAAAGCUGGGGGUUUCUAUUACGAACGUUGGGGUGAUGCUCCUGUUCAUUCGGUUGGUUUAGGGUUAUUUGCCGAUAAGUCAAAGAUCCACUGGUUUAGAGAUAUGGGAUAUCAUCAUCCUCCAUAUUAUCACUGUCCAACAAGUGACAAAUGUUCAGGGUGUACUGCUGGGUUAUUUACUCCUCAUGAAAACAUUUUGGAUCAAAACUGUAAUCCUCAUUGGAUUAGAUUCUCCAUGACAGAAAAGGAUUUGGAACUUUAUUGA